UAGAAUAUCUUCCCUGUACCUUUGAAAGGCAAACAAGUGGAAAAGGAACAGAACAGCUGAAGACAUACUCAUUACAGCAGUUUCCACCUGUACAUCAGGAUGCCUAGGGAAGGAGGACGGUCUCUCUCCAUGGGAAUUGUCGGUGUCGGGAUUUUAGCUUUGUCUGUUGUAUCAGCCGUGGCCGAAGUCAACUCUCCAGAAAUUCAAGGGCCCUGUGAUUCUCAAGGAUAUCCCGGACCUCCAGGGCCCCCCGGCCCCGUGGGGCCACCUGGCCCACGAGGGUUUUCAGGCUUUCCAGGACCAGUAGGGCUAACCGGGAUUCCAGGAAACACUGAGGAGUGUCUAUCCCCCGCCAAACCUGCCUUUGCAGUGAAGCGGAGUGAUCCCCUCCCAGCCCCCUCCCAGCCCACUGUCUUCAAGGAAGCCCUGCAUAACGACCAGGAGCACUUCAACCUCACCACGGGCGUGUUCACCUGCAGCGUCCCUGGCGUGUACCACUUUGGCUUUGACAUCGAGCUGUUCCAGCAUGCCCUGAAGUUAGGGCUCAUGAAGAAUGGCACCCAAGUCCUCGAGAAGGAAGCCAGGGCCGAGGAUAAUCAUAGGCAUGUUUCCGGAAAUGUCAUCUUGCAGCUGACCGUGGGAGACAGAGUCUGGCUGGAAUCCGAGCAAGACACAGCAGAGACUGAGAAAGGAUUGAUUCAAAGCGUGUUCUUCGGGUAUUUGCUCUACUGAAAUUACACUGGCUAAGGGAUAACGGCACACUUAAAUCCCUCAAGUGAUCCUAAAUUCUACAGAAUACUUCCCUUUCCCCUUAGAUAUUUUUAAGUGAGACCAUUGGAUGAAUACCAUUAAGAACGCCCCGUUCACCAAUGUGAAUGUAACCCAAAGAACAGUUAAAAUUUAUAAUCCAUUAACUGGUCAACAAUUUCUUAUUGAAAGUCCAUCGCAUUUCGUGUACUCUGCUAUAUCCUAGAAACUUCGGGGAAGGGGUAUGUCAGGAAAUAGUUACUGGUCGGAAGCUGCCUACUACUUGGAGGUGGGGGAAACAGGAAAGCCAUUAUUCCUUUCCUUGAUUAUGGCUGAACAUUUUUCACCAGAGGAGGUGAAGAAAAGGUCUUGAUCAUAGCUCCCAAUAAACAGAUAUUUACAGUGUGACAUGGAGAGGAGCAAGAGGAAAUAAAACUAUACGUAUUAAAUACAUACUUUUUCCAACC
Vicugna pacos (alpaca) is the source of this 1214-nucleotide messenger RNA. The record is from RefSeq and is a predicted model, not a curated record. Lineage: Eukaryota; Metazoa; Chordata; Mammalia; Artiodactyla; Camelidae.